CCCCAUCGCCGCCGGCGACGUCCCCUGCACCGGCGCCAUGCUCCGCCUCCGAACCUGCAUCCUCACCCAUCUCCUCUCUUCUCCCGCCACCCAUCCCGUGCCCUCUCUCCACCGCCUCCUCUCCGCCGCCGCGCCCGCCGUCUCCCCAAGCCCCCAAUUCGCCGUCGAGGACUACCUCGUCCACACCUGUGGCCUCACCCGAGCGCAGGCCCUCAAGGCCUCCACCAAGCUCUCCCACCUCAAAUCCCCCACGAACCCCGACGCCGUGCUCGCCUUCCUCGCCGGCCUCGGCCUAUCCAGCGCCGACGUCGCCGCACUCGUGGCCCGUGACCCGAAGUUUCUCUGCGCCGGCGUCGAGAGAACCCUGUCUCCCGUCCUCGCCGGGCUCACCGGCCUCGGCCUAUCGCGCUCUGAGAUCGCGCGCGUCGCCUCGCUCGCACCCCGCAGCUUCCGCUCUAGAUCUGUCGUUUCCGGGCUGGAGUACUACCUCCCCCUCUUUGGCUCCUCCGAGAGCCUUCUCCGGGGGCUCAAGAAGUACAAGUACUUUCUCUGGUCUGAUCCAGAGAGGGUGGUCAAGCCCAAUAUUGAGUUACUGCGGGAGUGCGGGCUAGGCACUUCCGAUAUUGCGAAGCUCUGCCUCGCUGUGCCAUGGCUGCUCAGCGCCAAGCCGGAGCGCGUCCAGGUGAUGGUGGCGUGCGCGGAACGUCUCGGUGUGCCCCGUGGAUCGGGGACGUUCAGGCAGGCGUUGAAGGCUGUUGAAUCCCUUAGUGAGGAGAAGCUCGCCGCCAAAGUGGAGUACUUAAGGAACACAUUCAGGUGGUCGGAUGCUGAGGUGGGCAUUGCUCUUCGUAAGGCCCCACUGAUGCUGACCAAAUCCAAUCAGACACUGCAGAGCAAGUCGGAGUUUCUUAUCUCUGAGAUGGGGUUGGAACCGGCGUACCUUGCUCAUUGCCCGGUAAUGCUCUGCCUUAGCCUGGAGGGCCGAGUCAAGCCACGGUGCUAUGUUGUAAAGUUUCUUAAGGCAAAUGGAUUGCUAGAUCGCCACUGGACCUACGGGACAAUUGUCAGGGUGUCCGAGAUAGUAUUUGUGGAGACGUUCAUAUGUCCUCACAAGGAAGCUGCACCGAACCUUGCUGAAGAUUAUGAUGCCGCAUGCAGAGGGGAAAUGCCGACUAAUUUCAGAUUUACAUGAACCAAGAACGGUCUAUGAGAAUUGGUAGCUGCAUAUGGCGCGAAAAAGUUUUCACUCUGCGUGGUAAUCUGAUGACGGAAAUGGAUGUCUGGGUGGAACCAAUUUUCUGUUGAAACCAGGACUCUGAAAACCAGAAAGCAAAAGAACUAUCCUGCAUUGUUGUGAUAUGCUUUCACGCCGAAUUUUGUCUAGCAUGUUACUUUUUCAGUUCAUCGUCUUUUUUCCCAAAAUUGUUCAGUGUAUAAUAUUUAGAUUAUGCUUCUAGAAGAUAUAUUUCUACCGGGUCUAUGUUUAUUGCCUGCCUUCUGAUUUCUUUCCUUGUAUUCUUCAAAUUCCUAAAUCCUGUACUUGACCAUACUUUUGCUGGGAAUGUUUAAAUAUUGAACAACUAACCUAUUUGGCUCUAAAGUAUGAUUAACAACUGAUUUUUUUAUAAUUUAUAUCUGCCCUUAAUCUUCAGAAUUAAAUCAGUGGAGAUGGCAUUAAUUACUCUUAUAAUAUCUAUCUACUAGUCUUGAAUUAGUCUUAUCAUAUCUACUGCAAAACUGUCAGUUCACAAAAUGAAUUUCAUCAAGUUACGGAUUUCAGACCAAAUUGUUGCUUUCAGCUAAGCUGUAAGUUGUUGUACAAACUAUCACCUUAGGCUUGUUGUCCAUCCUAGCAUAAGUGGCAAAUUGAUGUGUCUACUGAUGGAAUUCUUUGUUUUGAUUGUGUUUAAUGAUGCAAGAUGGGUAUCUGGUCUACUGUUAAAAAUCAUGAGAUGUCAUUCUUUUGAAAUCAAUGAGUCAAAGUUCUCCCCUGUUAAAACGCAUGAAAGAUGUAUUGGAGCUAAGACAGUACGAGAUCAGGCCAUUCAGCAAGUGAAUUGAGAGUAUCAGUGAGCUAUUCUCUGUACUUUUCAAGUUUGUCAAGCAUCAGCCGCCAACGAAAGCCACUCUGAUUUUGAAGUAACAUAAUCUGCUUCAGCAAGUGGCGAAUCGGAGCUCUAUGGAAUUCUUACAUAUAUCAAGUAUGAAAUGAUCUGGAUUUUGCAACCCUAAGCUCAGCAAGAGGUGCCGAAAGGAUAAUGUCUUUGAUUGGCUUAAGACUGCUCAUAUCUGUAACAUAGAUAUUUGGUGAGGUAUGAAGCGUAGGAUGAAAUAUAUGAACUGCCAAAAUCUAAACCCUGGACAAUAUAUCUUGGCUUCCAUUGGGUUUGAUGUACAUCGGUAAAUGGCUAUGUGUCUGCGUCAACUCUCCAAAGAAUGCAUCACUUGAUUUCUCCUCCAUUGUCAUGAUGAUCUAGCAGCAUGUUUGGAGAGAAAGAAUUGACAGGAUCUUCGAUCUGAAGGCAGUGAACUUAAUGGCAAUCUGUGAUCGCAUCUUAGAGGAGAUAUACACAUAAACCUGCAUUUGGCUAAGUUUGAAAGAUGGAAACCAGGGUGCAAGUCUGUGGGCUGUGGGCCGGGCACACGACCACCAGCUGCUAUUUCUUGUGGACUGCUUUAGUAGCCGCAUGUUCCCGAUAUGAACUUUAUGUAAUAUCAGUCACAGGGUGAAACUUCAGGUGACAAGGCUGGCGAAUCAUCAAGGUGCGAGAUACAUCAUGCGCUCAAGUUUUGUGUGCCAAGUGGUUCCCAGGACCAAAUCCUCACUCUGUUCAAAUAUCGGCAUGACGAGGACCACGGGAACAUCCUCUGCUGCAAAAGUUUGACGAAUCGAUCUUGUGCCCCACGUUUCAGUCACUGCCUCCAUGAGCACGGCAACUCGCCAACUUCAGUAGGGAGAUUGGCACUGGCAUGACUACUUGACUGUCGGGUAACACCCUCCAGGCAACCAUGGACCAGACCAGGUACGAAUCUGAGUUCUAUCUCCUUCAGAAGUUGCACACCUUUCAGAAUACUCCGCUGCACUCCACGGCGCUCAACAUGAAGGAUAUUUGAGACUUAUGUUUAUGUAUAGGUUUUUUUUUUAUACUUCCAUGUUGGGAUUGGUCCGGCAUCACCCCCAACAGUGCACACCCACUCUUUAUGACUAAAAACAAUUCUGGGUGCUUGUAGUGCAACAAAAGUACGCUCUACUUACGAAAUAGAACCAUUUAUUUGUCUAAGAAACAUGUUGAUUUU
This is a messenger RNA of Triticum aestivum (bread wheat), 3297 nucleotides long. RefSeq lists its product as uncharacterized. Gene Ontology annotation, molecular function: double-stranded DNA binding. Lineage: Eukaryota; Viridiplantae; Streptophyta; Magnoliopsida; Poales; Poaceae. The transcript has 7 exons. The record is from RefSeq and is a predicted model, not a curated record. Bases 38 to 1192 code for a protein of 384 amino acids. Gene Ontology annotation, biological process: regulation of DNA-templated transcription.